CGAUAAUUAAUGUUCGCGGAGAAGAUGUCGAUCGCACACAGGGCAGCGGAGUACAUGCUCUCCGACGCGUUACUGCCCGACCAACCGCCCAAUAAGAAAGCCCUGCGACUGGAGUUACCUCUGGACCGUAUUAUCAAGCUGGUCACGGUCGGUCUGCCGCUGUUACUUGUCUCCUUAACGUUUGCCCGGGAGAUGUCUUCAGGGUCACAAGUAAUCUGCUUCCCUCCAAAUAACUUCACAGUGAAGCAAGUGCAGUUCGUAGAUAAGCACUGCUGGCAGUCCCUGACGCACCACGACUUCACCACCGAAGGAAAUCACAUCGUCAGCUCCCUCUGGAUCCACAAGGUGUUCCCGUUCACGCUGACAGUCAUCGCGAUCGCCAUGUACAUUCCGGUCGUCCUUUGGCGGUAUAUCUCCAAGUCUGCGCUGUACACCGAUCUCCUCUUCAUUAUCGAUGAGCUGGACAAAUCCUACAACCGAUCCAUCAAGCUGGUCCAACACUUGGUGAAGACUCACCGGAGCUCUGCCGACCCGCAGCUGUUCUGGGAGGAGCUGAAAAGUGCCCGCCAUGUGCGCUACUUUGAAUAUCCCCUGCUGGAGCGUUACCUGUCGGGCAAACAGCGCUCCCACUUCAUCGCGUUCACCUACCUCUUCCGCAACAUCCUCCUACUUCUUCUCAUCGUCUUCACCUGCUUCUACCUGGGCUUCUUCCACCUCAGCGUCUUCUACCAAGACGAGUUCAACUGCCACAUCAAGCCCAGCUUCCUGCCGUCGGACACUUCCUCCUCCUCCUCUGCCAUCUUCGUCAGAUGCAAACUGAUCUCUCUGACCAUCUUCCAGAUCAUCAGCGUGGUGAACGCCGCGGUCUACAUCCUCCUGGUGCCGGUGAUAUUGUACAACAUCAGUAAGCUCUUCCGCUGGGACAAACAGUUCCUGAACAUCUACGAAAUGCUCCCGGCCUUCGACCUCGUGAGCAAGAAGAUGUUGGGUUGCCCCAUCAACGACCUCAACAUCAUUAUUCUCUUCCUUCGGGCCAACAUAUGCGAGCUCAAAUCGUUCAGCCGCCUCAGCGUUCUCUGCUCGCUCAAGGACAUGAGCCGGAACCGGGAGAACAUAGACACGGUGGUGGACUUCAUGACGCUGGUGGUGGGAAUGGAGGAAGACAGCGAGACCUUCCUCACACCGGGAGUCAUAGGAGGCAAAGAACCUCAACCGCCAUCAAAAGGGGAAAACAUCGCCGAUACCAAACACGCCGAAUUCAUCUCCUGGCAGAACAAGGCCAGGAAACGAUCGUCCUUCAUCAAUAUCCAAAGAACGUGUGAAGAGUGA
Nanorana parkeri is the source of this 1329-nucleotide messenger RNA. It is a transcript of the gene PANX3, whose product is annotated as pannexin 3. Gene Ontology annotation, biological process: positive regulation of interleukin-1 production; monoatomic cation transport. NCBI's taxonomy places the organism in Eukaryota, Metazoa, Chordata, Amphibia, Anura, Dicroglossidae. The transcript has 5 exons. Bases 10 to 1329 code for a protein of 439 amino acids. Gene Ontology annotation, molecular function: channel activity. The record is from RefSeq and is a predicted model, not a curated record.